CAGUAAUUACCUUUGAACUUAAAAAAGAUGAUCAGCUUGAAAAUGGAAAAUACCACCGAAAAUGUUUCAUCGGUUGAGGAAGACACUUGGAGCGCUUACAGUGCAGAAGGUGACGAUGAAGGAAAUCAAAUAUAUCAGUAUUUCUCCGUGAGGCAGGCUUUGGCGGGAAUGAUUAUUACCGGUGGCAUCCUCGGAACAGUUGGUAACUGCUUCGUUGUCGCGGCUGUCGUAUUGUCAAAGAAACUCCGGACGACCACAAAUGUCUUUGUGGUCAACUUGGCGGUAGCGGAUAUCCUGACUUCGCUGUUUGUUCCGUGGCAGGCCGUGGGAUUACUGGGCGGGGAGGAGUGGCCCAUCCCGGGGGCGUCGUGGGUGUGCGCCAUGGCGGCUUUCGUCAUCGUCGUCACCUUCGGAUGCAGCAUCAACAGCCUGGCUCUGAUCGCCGUCAACCGUUGGGUGGGUAUCACCAAGUCUCGCGUCACCACCCGUCGCAUCUACACCGCCCGUAAGCUCGCUCUGAUGGUCAUCUUCUCCUGGGCUAUACCGCUCGGCUGCGCCUUGUUGCCUGUCCUGACAGACUUUGGCGAACUGGGCUACGAGAAGCUUUACUCCAGCUGCACUUGGGUUAUAGAAGAAUCUGUCUACUACAGCAUAUUCAUAAGCGCGAUGUACUACCCCAUCCAGCUGAUUCUGAUAACUGUGUGCUACACCUCGAUAUUCUGUUACGUCUGCAAGACAUCACGCAGGAUGACUCGAGCAAACGCCCCGUCCAUCUCCGAAGAAGUCUGCGGUCAAGGAGCUAACCGCGCAAUGAGGAGAAAGCUGUGGAAGAGACAAGUAGACGUCACCAAGAACCUGCUCUACAUCGUCUUGGCUUUUGUCCUCUGUCUCACGCCUUACUUCGUGACCAUCGUCUUCAGCAGCGACUGGAGCCGUCAGUUGGUGCCCUGGGCAGCAGCAAUCUUGUUCUGCAACAGCUGUGUCAACCCCUUCAUCUACGCCACCUCGCACCCAGUUUUCAAAGAGGCUUUCGGGUACAUGGUCAGAUGCCAAAAGAUUCCCACUAGCGGAGCGAGUCAUCAGACCAGAUAUGCCGCGACAACGAACACUGAUGUGCCUGGUGCAGAUACUGCACAGACCAAGAAGUAAACAACACGCUUCUAAGGCUAGCCGGUAGGCAAAAACCACUGCAUGGGUGAAGAACAACUUAAAAACCUACAUGUUCUUGUACACAUUUGCAUUAUAUUGAGGAAGUCUAAUGAUCCGCGCAGCGCCUUUUAAGAGGUACCAUAUACAGUAAAGAUACAUUUCCCGUGCUAUUUCAAGUUUCACCCGGAAAACAAAAUUGAUAUUUUUUUCCAAUUGCAAUUUGCCAUAUACAAAUUAUUCUUUUUCGA
Molecule: messenger RNA, 1397 nt
Organism: Patiria miniata (bat star)
Lineage: Eukaryota; Metazoa; Echinodermata; Asteroidea; Valvatida; Asterinidae
Product: allatostatin-A receptor-like
Exons: 1
Coding region: 28-1149 (373 amino acids)
Biological process (GO): G protein-coupled receptor signaling pathway
Cellular component (GO): membrane
Molecular function (GO): G protein-coupled receptor activity
Source: RefSeq, a predicted model, not a curated record